This is a messenger RNA of Strongyloides ratti, 498 nucleotides long. RefSeq names its product Cytosolic fatty-acid binding domain and Calycin-like domain and Calycin domain-containing protein. The record is from RefSeq and is a predicted model, not a curated record. Lineage: Eukaryota; Metazoa; Nematoda; Chromadorea; Rhabditida; Strongyloididae. Gene Ontology annotation, molecular function: lipid binding. Bases 1 to 498 code for a protein of 165 amino acids. The transcript is spliced from 2 exons.
AUGAAAUUUUCAUCUUAUCUUGCUGUACUUUUUUUUGUAGCUGUAAUAUAUAAUGCAGCUGGUGAAAAAAAAAUUCCUAGUAAAUUUAUAGGAAAAUUUGAACUUGAAAAGAGUGAAAAUUUUGAUGAAUAUCUUAUUGCUAAAGGAUUUGGAUGGUUUAUGAGAAAGAUGAUCUCUCUUGCUUCAGUUACAAAAAUUUUUGAAGAAUCUAAAACUUCUGGAAAGUAUGUUAUGAAAAAUCUUACUUCUAAAAAAAAUACCGAGUAUGACAAUAUUGUUCUUGGGGAGGAAUUUGAAGCUGAAGGACUUGACUCAACUCAACAUAAAAUAACUUUUGAUUAUAAUCCAGAUAAAGAUAUUAUUACUGAAAAACACAUAAGACUUGAGGAACCAAAUGAUAAAGGAGAAACUUAUGAAUACAAAAUUGAUGGUGAUUAUCUUGUAAUGAAAAUGGAAUACAAUGGUGUCACCACAAAUAGAUACUAUAAACGUAAUUAA